AUGCAGGCGAAAACCAAACCCUCCGCGAAGCCAUGGCCGCCGGCGACCUCCACUUCCCAUGCCAAAACCACAGCCCGUCCCUUCAUCGCCGCCGUACGCACCGACGACGACGACGACUUCCAGAUCCCUCUCCACGCCAGCGGCGCCCGCCCCUUGAAGCCCCCCAAUGGCGCCGUAUCCCGCCACCUCCGCAAGAAGCUAAAACUUCCGUCACCACACCCCGGGAAGGAGAACCAUCCCGUUGCCGGCGGCACGGCUUCCGCGGGGAGGGUUGCGGCGGCGGCUGCCGAAACCCUAGCGGCCGGUUCGAGUGUUGGCCGCGCCGGCCUACGCUGCGUACCCGAGGAGAAAGAAGCCACGGGGGAAGGAAUCCGCGGCAUAUCGAGGUACGGUUCCGGUGACCCCAAAUUAUCAGGCGCUACCGAGGAGGAAGGAUUGGGCGGAUACGACGGUUGCAAGGCGAGUUCUAGCCGCUUCCCCAAUUCUACGGAAUCGAGGGCUUUGGAGCCAGGUAAAACAUGUGAUUUGGGAGGUGGGCACUGUGAAGAGGCGAAAGGGGUAUCCAGGGCCAGUAACCCAGUUCCUGGGAAGGGGGCGGUGGGGGCAAGAUCUGGUUCUUGGCUCCAUGGCCCUGCCUGUAAUGGACGGGGUGUGGAUGCAAAAGCUCAUGUUGCAUCUCUAUCCGGGACCGAAAAGGAGUGGAGUAGAUUUGGACUCGAUGACGGGAAUCACCACUCACAUUCAAUAGAAUCAGAGCUACUAGUGCCGAGUUCAAAAUCUGGUUUUGAAGGUGCAGAUUGCAAAGGUUUCCAAGAUCCUGGUUUAGGAACAUGUAGCUUGGUUUCUGAAGGGAGGAAAGUUGUGGUAGAAGAUGUUGAUAUUUCCAAAACUGAGCCUGCAGAGAAGAAAUCAAGUUCAGCUGCAGAUAGUGUGGAGUAUCACUGCUCGAAUUCAGCUGAAUCGGUGCAUCUGGAAUCACGUACUGUCCAUCGUUCUGAAGCCGUUGACUGUGAUGAUUUUGAGAUUGGUACCCAGCUUAAUGAGCUCAUAAACCUGUGCAUGCGGGAUCAGGUGGACGGCCAUCAUAACAGUAGUGCGUCUCCUGCUGAAGGGAAUACAAUGGAUUCAGGGAGGUUCGAGUCGGUAUAUAAAGUGCAAUGCCCAUUAUGUGGAUCAGACAUUUCUGAUCUGAGUGAGGAGAUGCAGCUAGCGCAUACUAAUAAUUGCCUCGACAAAGAUGAACCUGCUAAGGAAUCUGAUCACAAUCAUGAAAGAAGACCUUGCACUGGAGAGAACACUGAAAACGAAUGUGUUGUAAAAUGGUUAAGGAACCUGGGGCUAUCUAAAUAUGAAGAAAUUUUUACCAAAGAAGAAGUUGACUGGGAGACCUUGCAGUGGCUCACAGAAGAGGAUCUUCUAGGUAUGGGGAUCACUUCCCUUGGACCUAGAAAGAAAAUUAUCCAUGCCCUGGGUGAAUUAAGGAAGAAAAAUGAUCAUACCAAUGAUAUGGAAGAAGAUGUGGUAAUUUCUGAAAAUACAAACAGAACUAAAGUCCCUAUGAAUGGGAACAAAUUAAUUACGGAGUACUUUAGGUGUUCCCCAUCUGAUCAGAAACAAAGAGGCAGCAAAGUUCAGCGACCAUCUAAUGUAAAUAACCAGAAAAAUUCUAGUGCCAAAGUGGCUACUAGCAGAAGUCAUACCCGUAAAACGAAGGUUAAAGAUACACCUAUAUGGUGUUGCAUCCCAGGAACACCCUUUCGAGUGGAUGCAUUUCGUUACUUACGGGGAGAGUGCAGCCACUGGUUUUUGACACACUUCCAUCUAGAUCAUUACCAAGGCUUGACCAAGAACUUUUGUCAUGGGAAGAUUUACUGCUCCUCAAUAACAGCAAAUCUUGUACAUCAUAAGAUCGGUGUUGCAUGGGAUAGAUUGCAUGUAUUGCCACUGAACACAAGGAUUACUGUUGCAGGAGUUAAUUUGACAUGUUUUGAUGCCAACCAUUGUCCUGGAUCAAUCAUUAUCCUUUUUGAGCCACCCAAUGGUAAAGCAAUUUUACACACUGGAGACUUUCGAUAUUCUUCCGAGAUGGCCAACAAUCCUAUUUUGCAGUCUUCUCACAUUCAUACUCUAAUACUUGACACAACCUACUGUAAUCCACGAUAUGACUUCCCUAGCCAAGAGAUCGUAAUACAGUUUGUCAUCGAGGCUAUACAAGCAGAAGCUUUCAAUCCAAAAACGCUGUUUUUGAUUGGUAGCUAUACAAUUGGAAAAGAACGAUUGUUUACAGAAGUUGCUCGUUUGCUUCAGAAGAAAAUAUUUGUUGGAGCUGCAAAGCUGCAAAUAUUGAAGCACUUGGAGCUUCCUCAGGAAAUCAUGCCCUGGUUGACAGCCAAUGAAGCCGAAAGUCACAUACAUGUUGUGCCGAUGUGGACUCUAGCAAGCUUCAAACGGUUGAAACAUUUAUCAAGCCAAUAUGCUAGCCGGUUUGACCUCAUCGUGGCAUUUUGUCCUACUGGUUGGGCAUUUGGUAAAGGGAGGAAAAAAACACCUGGGAGAAGGUGGCAACAAGGAACAAUCAUCAGAUAUGAAGUACCGUACAGCGAACACAGUAGCUUCACAGAACUCCGAGAGUUUGUGCGGUUCAUAUCACCAGAGCAUAUAGUUCCCAGUGUAAACAAUGACGGCCCUGAGAGCGUAGAUGCUAUGCUGGCCCAAUUGUUGAAUGAGGACCAGUGAAUUAUAUCACUCCACUGUGUCGGCCUGAUUACUAACUACUGUCAUAAGAUCACCUACAUUAACGUCCAAGGAUUACAUAGCUGAAGGUAAACACUGUGUUUUCCUUGCUGA
Lolium rigidum is the source of this 2847-nucleotide messenger RNA. Its product is annotated as DNA cross-link repair protein PSO2/SNM1. The transcript is spliced from 10 exons. The record is from RefSeq and is a predicted model, not a curated record. Gene Ontology annotation, molecular function: 5'-3' DNA exonuclease activity; protein binding; damaged DNA binding. The coding region runs from base 1 to 2736 and encodes 911 amino acids. Lineage: Eukaryota; Viridiplantae; Streptophyta; Magnoliopsida; Poales; Poaceae. Gene Ontology annotation, biological process: double-strand break repair via nonhomologous end joining; interstrand cross-link repair; protection from non-homologous end joining at telomere.